CGCGCAUCCGUGCUGCCUCCGCGCCUGCCCCCAAGGGGCUGAAGCGCCCGGUGAAGGUUUGUGUGAGGGUAAGGCCAGUGCUGGAGCGGGAAGUGGAAAAUGGUUGCUACCAUGGUUGCAUUGCCAUGGCCCAUGAGCGCAUCUACAUCGCAACCGAAGAUAAGCCAGUUCUGAUUGGCAGCAAAGAUGACCCGGUGCCAGAGGGAAUCAAAGUAUACCCUGGUUUCGAUGGGCUUUUAGACCAAGAUUGCAGCCAAGAGGAUUGCUUCCAGAGCGCCGGCCGCGAAGCGGUGGACGGCAUCUUAUUGGGCCUCAAUGGAGCCAUCAUGGCGUACGGACAGACCUCCACCGGGAAGACGCACACCAUGGUGGGCGAUAAGACCCGCCCGGGGCUAUGUCUGAAAGCGGCUGCGCAUCUUUUUUCGGAAGCCGGGCUUCAAGGGGCACAGAUUGAAGUGACUGCAUCCUUCCUACAGUUAUAUCUCAACCACAUCACCGACCUCCUAGUGAACGAUGGGCACGAAAAGAAGCUCAAGCUCCGAGAGUUUGUUGAGGAGGACUACGUGGACACACGUGUGGAAGGUCUCAGUGAACGUCCGGUGCAGUCCAUGGACGAUGUCGAAGAACUGUUGGAAGAAGGCAACAAGCGAAGGCAGCAGGCGUGCACCGCUCUGAAUGCGAGUUCCAGCAGAUCUCAUGCGGUGCUGAUUCUCAAUGUGACGCUUUGGCAAGGUGGCAAGGACGACGAAGCCACACAGGCGAAGUUGUACUUGGUGGAUCUGGCAGGGAGUGAACGCGUCAAGGAUUCCGCCGCCACAGGUGACCGUUUCACUGAAGCCGUUCACAUCAACAAGUCCCUCUUCGCAUUGCAGGGGGUCGUUGCCGCGCUGGCAGAUGGCAACCCCCACGUGCCGUACCGCAACGACCCUCUGACCCAGCUGCUCCGCCCCGCGUUGGGUGGCAACUGCUGCACCACACUGGUGGCCACGGUGUCUCCGGCCCAGAGGCAUUCCAGAGAGUCGGAAGGGACCUUGAACUUUGCUUCAAGCUGCCGACGCAUCAAGGGUGAGGUCUUUGUGAAUUCGGUACGAAAGCCACGGCCGUGGGAGUCGAAGCCGAAGGAGGAACCUGUAAAGGAAGAGCCAGAGGAAUGUCCAUGGGCAUCUUUGGCAAAAUUGGAUGCUGCUUCUGUGAUGGACUCGCAGAUGUUGGAUACGGCACAUGGGCAGAUUCACGUCCUGACGUGUGGUCCCAGUGAUGGGGAGGCGGUGUUGUUGCUACAUGGCUGUCCGUCGGAUGCGUGGACUUGGAAGUGGCUCUUCCCACCACUGUUGUACAACAAGUAUCGCGCGAUUGCCAUCGACAUGCCAGGCUUCGGCAGUUCUCCUGGGACAAGGCUCGGGAGUCGAUCGGAGCUGAACAACGUGAAGGGCGGACCACUGGACAUCGCCUGCGCGGUGCUGGAUGCCUUAGGCGUGCAGAAGGCCAACGUUGUGGGAUAUGAUUGGGGCGCUGGCAUCGCCCUCUCAAUGGGGCUGCUGCGAAAGAAUCGAGUGCUGAAGGUUAUACCAUUUCAUCCCUCCUAUUCUCCGCCGAAAGGCGAGAAUCUGGGAGCCAUGUCAAUGAAUGUCCUGGUCUUGUGGGUGAAGGAGGACCAGUUCCACAAUUUGACGAAAUGGCGAAAGCAUUUUGAAGCUCUACCCAGUGCCAAGAGGGAGCUCGAGGUCUACAGCAUAGGUAGCCGUUGGAAGCCGGGCAUGUCCCUGGGCGGUGACAAGCGCUUGGGUCCGCAGCUGCAGCGGCGUAUCUUGGCGUUUCUGGCUGGAGAGGCGUCCCAGGAGGCGGUCAGCGGGAGCCUGGAGAAACGGCUGGAAGCGAAGGGGGCCACCACGGCCGGGAAGUUGGUGGUGCAUGCGCAGAAUGUGGUGGUGGCUGACGCCUUAGAGGAUGCAGGCGGAGUAGCCAAAGCCUUGAGGGAAGUGGAGGAUCCCACGAAAGCAGCAGUGGAACAAUUCAGACAGCUGUGGAGUUCGGGCAAGCUGCAGGCGCUCUACGCGGAGCGUUUGACGGGGUCCUCGGCAUCGUCUGCGUCACUCUUCGGAGCGCUGCCUGAGAUGAGUCCUGAGGCCCUGAGCGAUCCCAGCAUUCUGGUGGAGCUGGGGCUGUGGUCCGCGGCGCCAGAGGGUUGGGAACGGAUGAAGAGCACCUGCCGCUACGGUGUGGACCGACGCGUCCUGGUGCGGGGCAAGGUGGGUACGAAGCCAGCAGAUGCCAACUUCAUGUGCCAUGGCGACCCAGCCAGGUCUUUGACGGAGAGUGGAUCCGAUCGUACAACUUCAAAAGCAGUGCUGAAGGGGAAGAAGGACAAAGAUACCUGGCUGGUGGACAUCACGGCCGCAGAUGGCGGCACCAAGAGCAUGGAGGUUUCGAAGGCCGAGGUCUUGCGAUUGAACCAACGCCACAAGUUGUUGGCAAGCGGGAAGCAUCUGCAGUUGGAAGACGGUCUCAAAUGUGACUAUUCCUCGCCCUUGACGCGCGCCAAGUUGUGCGAGAUCGCGUUGGCGCUGAGUCCGGUGGUGAAAGAUCUGGAUUUCAACACGGCAGAUGGGGGCCAAGCAAUGCAGCUUAAGGCGGUGGAAGUGAUUCGCAAGUGUCUAGACAUCAUCACCUUCCAGAAGGGCCUGGAUCGCGGUCGCAGUCCCGCCAUGUGCGAUGACGUGGCCAAGUUGGCAUGCCAUGGGCAGGGGCAUUGCCACACGGUGUCCUCAACGAUGGCCGCCUUUCUGAACCCCUUCUGUCAGGUCCUUGGUAUUGACAUGAAGUAUCGUGGUGGUUACUCCUGGGGCGGAGUCAACAUGGGUGAACCAGCGGAUGAUACCGUGACCGUUGCAGACUCGCCAGAACGGCACCAGUGGCUGGAGUUAACGUUGCGACCUUCGUUGGAGAGCUAUGUGUGCGAUCUCUGGGUGGCUGAUGCUGUUGGCAACGAUGCCUUGCGUUGGCACAUCACGGAGGCCUAUCAAAACCGACUCUAUCCCAAUGGGAGCUUCAACACUGGCCAGCAGAUUUGUCCAGAAAAGUCCUCAGAUGUUGAUUUGCCAGACCUUGAUUUUCAUUUUUAAUUACAUGAUUUCAUGUAUCAAAAAUAAUCCUUUUCUAAUUCCAUUCUUGGCAAAUUCUUUCAAAAAGAAGAUUGUCCGAUAUUACUCGAUUUUAUUCCAUUGAAAAUAUAUCAAAAAAAA
Molecule: messenger RNA, 3242 nt
Organism: Cladocopium goreaui
Lineage: Eukaryota; Dinophyceae; Suessiales; Symbiodiniaceae
Source: the annotation of a GenBank genome assembly